UUACUUGAUUGCGGAUUUUGGCCGUCUUUGUUUACUAUUUAAGUUUGAGACUUGUACAAUAUUUAACACAUAUAAUAUGAAUAAAAUUUGUAGAAUGUGCUUAGAAGAAGGUGUCCUUUCUUCUAUAUUUACUCGGAAUUACAAUUUGACUCUAUGUGAUAUGGUUGAAUAUUGUUGCAACAUAAAGAUCAGUAAAAAUGAUGGUCUGCCCGAGCAGUUAUGUAGUAACUGCAUUUACAAACUUGGAAUUGCAUAUCAUUUCAAACAAACAUCGGAGAGUGCCGACAUACGAUUGCGACAGUAUCUGGGUCUAACUUUACAAAAAAAGACAAUGAGUGUGGCUAUAAUGACAGAUCCUGUUCCAACACAAACAAUAAUAAGAAAAUGUAAAUGUCAAUUAGCUGAAAGUAAAAAGUCGAGCACUGCUUACAAACGAAAACCGGAAACAGAGAAGCAAAAAAGAGGGCCCAAGCCAAAGCCAAAGCAAGUACAUUCUUGCUACCAAUGUGACAAAGAAUUUCGAUGUCAGGCGCAGUUAGAUAUGCAUGUUAGGACACACACUGGUGAUCGGCCGUUUGGAUGUAUGUAUUGCUCCCGACGGUUCACUCAAAAACACAACCUCACUAUACAUCUUCGUAUCCAUACUGGAGAAAAACCUUUUCAGUGUGAAAUAUGCAGUAAAAGGUUCUCGGCCCAAGGGAAUCUUCACACCCAUUUGAAAGUUCAUACUGGACAGAGAGAUCACACGUGCACAAUUUGUAACAAGUCCUUCAUAACUUCGAGUGAGCUGACACGUCACAUGUGCAAGCACAGAGGUGUCAAAGAUUACAAGUGUGAUAUCUGCGGUGCUGCUUUUGUGCAAGCAAGAGACUUGAAAUUGCACAAACUCAAAAAACAUGAAGUCGCAUUAAAUGAUGAUGCUGAAAAAAAUACAGUUCCUAACAACCAAAUCGAUGUUAUCGGCAUUGACGUGGGUAAAGAUCCUAUUAGCAAGGAAGUUGAACGCUCAUCCAUUGAAGAUAAGUUAGUAAACGAAGAAAAAAGUGAAUUAGACCAUAAAAACAGUACGAAAUGUGUGCAAUGGUCGUUGGAGAAACAAUCUUUUACGGUAGCUGAGCCUCCUCUUGAAGUUCACCCAUUUUCCUUUCGCUCACCUAAAGAUGCAAUAGACCCUCAUUCUUCAGGAUUGAGUGAAAUUAAAGGAACCAAAGAUGUUUUUAAUCAAGAUUCUUACAACCAUAGCUGUCGUAUAUGUGGAGAACAGUUUGAUUUCAUCACUGCCCUCGCACAUCAUUAUUUGCACAGUCAUAAAGAUUAUGAACCUGUUCAUUUAAGGGGGUAUAAUUUUUCUUCUUAACAAGUGUCUGUAUUUUUUUAUAAUAAUAAUAAAUAUUUAUUUUCAGACUACAUAGUCCAUAGUAAGUGUUAGUAACAAUGCAUUUUAUGUAAUUCUUGCAUUUAAGUAAAAUUUGUUUCAAUCUUA
This is a messenger RNA of Plutella xylostella (diamondback moth), 1483 nucleotides long. RefSeq lists its product as uncharacterized. The record is from RefSeq and is a predicted model, not a curated record. Gene Ontology annotation, biological process: regulation of DNA-templated transcription. Gene Ontology annotation, molecular function: RNA polymerase II cis-regulatory region sequence-specific DNA binding; zinc ion binding; DNA-binding transcription factor activity, RNA polymerase II-specific. NCBI's taxonomy places the organism in Eukaryota, Metazoa, Arthropoda, Insecta, Lepidoptera, Plutellidae. Gene Ontology annotation, cellular component: nucleus.